Molecule: messenger RNA, 2229 nt
Organism: Clonostachys solani
Lineage: Eukaryota; Fungi; Ascomycota; Sordariomycetes; Hypocreales; Bionectriaceae
Source: the annotation of a GenBank genome assembly
AUGGAUCCAGAUGAUAUCGUCACAGAUCAGGGGUUUGGCGAGUGGGAGAGAUUACUCAACGACAGGCGUAGGUUUCCCCCUGUUGCAAGUGAGCGGAAAUGUCAAGCUUGUGAGCGUGGGGAAGAGAGUCUAUUUGGUACUCUUGAGAGUCGUUACUAUAGCAUGAUUACCCCCCAGCUCCGCCCAGAAGGGUUUCCUUCAAAAUACCAAUACCUUCCCCUUUCUGGUUUGAAGUCAGUUCUCAGCCGCGAAAACUUGGAAGAGAUGAGGCAGCACUGGUUUCCACGUGAAGACUCUGCUGUAUGGUACAACCAAAUAUGGGGAAGUGGCUUUCAGACGAGUCGUGCCCGGAUAUUUGCGCUUCUCUUGCGGUUAGAGAAGCCGCAGCACAUCAAGUUAUUUCGUUCUCACAGGUUGUUCGACGCUUCGCUUCCUCUUAUACGCGAUCAUGCAGUGUUUCAAGAAAAAGGUUUUACCGACAAGGAUGCAGACUGGUUUGUUGAAAAGCAGUAUAUUGUCCUUGCUCCCUUUUUCCAUUUCAACUCCCAAAAGAUCAAGCAUUAUAAGCUCACAAACGAGACACGGAUACCUCUUUUAUACAAAGAGCAGGUUAAGGGAGGGUCGGGGACGCAUGGGCGAGUGUGCAAAGUGCGGUUCCACCAUGAUCACUUCUUCUGUGAAGAGCACGAGAAUUGGGGAAUCCCUGGGCCGUUUUAUGCGUUGAAAAAAUUCCAUCGUGAUCGCGAAUCCAAAAAGGACGAUUUUUACCAUGAGCGAGUAGCUCUGGAACGAUUCAGCGGAUCCCAAUCAGGUCAUAUACAUCUUAUUCCACUCUUGAUGUCUUAUGAAACGGAAACCACAUAUUACAUGGUUUUCCCCUGGGCUAGAUACAAUCUUAAGCAGUUCUGGAAAAAUGUCCCAAACCAGCCAGACUCCAAUAAGUCGCUGGAUUGGAUGCUUCGCCAAUGCCAUGGCCUCGCCAAGGCUCUACAGAAAGUUCACAGGCAUAACAGUUGGAAAGGUCGCCAGAACCGGGGUCGACACGGAGAUAUCAAGCCGCUCAACAUCCUUUGCUUUAGCUCUCAAGAGGGCGACGACGAUACUACCGACCCUACCAAAUAUCGGCUCGUCAUUGCUGACUUUACUCUUAUGAGAUUCCACUCCCCUAAAUCUGUCGACCGGGGCACGGCUUCUGAAGUUGGAUACUCUCGAACCUAUCAGCCACCCGAAACCAGGAUGGGCGGCACGGAGCCAGUCAACCAAAUGUAUGACGUGUGGACGUUAGGCUGCGUUUAUCUCGAACUAAUAACUUGGCAUUUGCUCGGAUCCAAGGCCAUUUAUAAGAAGUUCAACAGAGCAAAUGAGCCUCAGGUGCUUCAAGGGUUUCAGACUCUACGGAAGUUGGAGGAUACUAAACAAUAUGACCAUGUCGAGGAUAAGUUCUUCAACAUAGACGGAGAGAGAGGGCCUAGUGUAAAAGGCUCGGUCCCAAAGUGGUGUGAUUUUCUACGCCAGCAGCGGUAUUGCUCUGAGCAGCUUGGCCUAUUUCUAGAUCUAAUCAAGAACCAUAUGCUAAGGGAACGGCCCGGCCAGCGAUACAGGAUCGAUAAAAUAUGCACUGAGAUGGAGUAUAUUCUUGCAAAUUCCGACGAUGGUCACGGAUAUCGUCUCGAUCAACCUUUGGAUGAGAUUGGCACCAACAGCUUCCCCCCUCUUUUCACAUCCGAUACCGAGAAAUAUCUUGAAAGCUUUUGCAGGCUCCCACCAGAAUCUUGGUCCAAAACCAAGCCUAAUGAAACCCACGCCAACGACUUGGACGAAAAGAUAUUCUUACAAAAGCUACUAGGAGUCCCUGGCACCUCGAGUGGGCGGACAUCAAUGGAAACCACGACCGUCAGCAGAGCCGCUUCGACAAUUGAUCGAGGGUCUGUAUCGCAGCCGACGCAGAGGCAGAGCCGUCGGUUUCUCUCUCCUUCAGAUGCCAUUUCUAAUCCGGACACACGCCUUGGAAGCGCGCACAGCAACGGAAGCGAUGGAUUAAAGAGUUCUAUUGACUCUAUGGAAACAAAGCUGGUGGAUUUUCUGAUUGCGAACGAUUCCGCGGUUGGAAAUAUGAGAGAAAUCAGUCCUGAAAACCAACGACUUUCCACGCGCGAUCGUGUGAUGCAGAAACUUGAGCGCUUAAAGUCACGUUUACGAAAUUGGGUGAAGGAUAUGAUGAAGAGUUAG